AUGGUGCUAGCGGUAUUCGGCACACUUGGGAAAGACGAAAUGCGGUUGUUCACGCCGCCACAAGCCGUGGGAGAAAGCGAGCAUGCACAAAUGGAGAAGCGGAUAGACGGAUUUGUGCAACAGUUUCUGGAUAUCUGCAAACCUAACAUCGUAGACCUUCGCAGUAAGCUGAAAAAGCCCCUGCGACCAAUCUGGGUAACACAGCAAUCAUCUCUUCCGGAUAGUCCGCCUUGUUUCCCCGACUUUCACCCGAUCGUGCUCUGUACAGCAUCGCGACGAGUACGUGGUGCGGAGGCAUCGGAAAGCGGGUAUAUCCAGGGUGCUGCCGAUGACCACGAAGCAUGGUCUCAUGGACUCACGCCGACAGUCUUCUGGAAGAACAAGGACGUGCUGAUGAAGACGAGCGAGGAAGAUGCACCAGCUCUGAUCGAAAGAUUGCUCAACGAAGACGGAGGUUGUAGCGCGGUCGCAAGUCUGAUCAAGCCAACGUCCAGACUGUACAUCUCUCCUAGUGGCCAGAUGAAGCUCGACGGAUUCGAAGUUGUGAUUAGUUGCACACCGGAGCCCUUCGCCCCUUCGAUGCUAAAGGACGCCGGAGUCAAACACUACUUGCACCUCAAAUGCCAAACCGGCAAACUGGGCUCGCGCGACCUUCGCACUCAACUGCCCCGAAUCUUACAUUUCUUCUCUUCCCUUUCAGGACCAACAGCCGCAAAGAUCCUCAUAUGCUGCCCAACAGGCAAGGAUCUAUCCGUCGGUACCGCCUUAGCAGUACUAUGUCUCUACACAAACGAGGAGGGAGCGAUAGAUACGAGUACGCCAAAGGAGACAAGUGCCAUCGGAAAAGCCUUCAUCAAGCAAAGGCUCAGCUGGAUAACAACAAGCAACCCCGCGCUAAACCCAAGUAGAAGCACGCUCCAAAGCGUCAAUGCCAUCCUGCUAGAAAGCCAAGACCCAAAAGCUUUCUUGCAAACCAAAAGCAACGGCACGAACACUGGCAUCACCACCUCAAUACCAAUCCGAGAAACAAGACCCCUACCACAAGAAUCACAAACAGACGACUCUUCCGAGACCGAAAAGCCGAAGCCCAGCUCUCCUUCGUUGCCUACUUCAAUCUUUGAAAACCUACGCAACUCCCCCGAUAAACCAUGGAGCUUCACCCGUCAACUCCGCUCUACCCUGCCGACCCAUCCCUCGGGCACAGUGACAGGAACAGCGACGUUCACGUCCUGCGACCUACCAGCCUCCUUUCCACCAACUCUGCUCUACGCCGAAGAAGGCGAGUUUGCCACAGACGCGGGUCUCAAGUUCAACGCACGCAGGAAAUACGUGUACCAACUCAAAACGUCGACACCGGAAAGCACAGGCGAGAAAGCAGGCGACUACAUCGCCGUCCGUUUCUUCGACGAUGAAAAGAUGCCGCGCGCGGACAUCGAGGAUGGCGUGGGGAAGAACGGGGAAGGGGUCGGGGGAUCCUUCGUCGACAUGGGUGAUCUGCAGACGAGUGGAAAGGAGGUGAAAGCCAAGAACAAGGAAACGCAUCUUUGUGCCGAGGACUUGUAUACGGCUAGUUGGACAUUCGGACCAGGUGUUGUCAACGGGGACACGGAGGAUGUGUGGUGGGAAGUGCGAUACGAUGUCAAGGGCCCGAAGAAGGAUUACGUGAGUACCACGAGGUACACCCUCAUUUGA
This is a messenger RNA of Alternaria ethzedia, 1692 nucleotides long. RefSeq lists its product as uncharacterized. NCBI's taxonomy places the organism in Eukaryota, Fungi, Ascomycota, Dothideomycetes, Pleosporales, Pleosporaceae. The record is from RefSeq and is a predicted model, not a curated record. Gene Ontology annotation, molecular function: tRNA adenosine(64)-2'-O-ribosylphosphate transferase activity. Gene Ontology annotation, cellular component: cytoplasm. The transcript is spliced from 3 exons. Gene Ontology annotation, biological process: charged-tRNA amino acid modification. Bases 1 to 1692 code for a protein of 563 amino acids.